Molecule: messenger RNA, 1968 nt
Organism: Amorphotheca resinae ATCC 22711
Lineage: Eukaryota; Fungi; Ascomycota; Leotiomycetes; Helotiales; Amorphothecaceae
Exons: 2
Coding region: 1-1968 (655 amino acids)
Biological process (GO): positive regulation of transcription by RNA polymerase II
Cellular component (GO): nucleus
Molecular function (GO): DNA-binding transcription factor activity, RNA polymerase II-specific; transcription cis-regulatory region binding; zinc ion binding
Source: RefSeq, a predicted model, not a curated record
AUGGAGACGAGCGAGAGUACACAGAAUGGCCCUCCUAUCAAUGCGAGAAGAACCCCAAAGUCUCGCAAUGGGUGCAUGCGUUGCAAGGCGAAACGAUUGAAAUGUGAUGAGAGGAAACCCGAGUGUUAUCAAUGCAAUCGGAAGAAUAUUGCCUGUCCAGGCUACAAAGCUAAGCCGCUUGUCUGGUCGACCAAACACGAGAAACUGCUGGUUCCAAAUACGACAAGCCCUUUACUUCCCCCGCAACAGGCUAUCCCUCCCUCUCAGCAACCUGGAGAAUCCCCUCCGACCAGGCAAGAUCCAGAAAUCUCGAAUCCCCUUGACGCGACUACUUCUCAGCAGCAGAUGGAAGGAAAUCAGGAUGGGAACACCCCCAUGUUUAAUCUAUCAUCGCCGGGCCGAAGAUCCUCUACGGCUAGUUCACCCAGCCAGACAAGUGUCCGACGCGACUCAAUCCCCACCACUGAUAGUCUCUCCGCGAUCCGGCAACAACUGCACCGUUCCACGGUUCCCGAAUUCCUUCUGCAUAUCCCGACAAUGCUUGUCGAGUACUACUUCAACUACGUAUGCCAGAUCUUCUCCUCGUUUGACGGCACGCUCAAUCCGUUCCGGUCAACAGUAGCGAAGCUGUGGGAUGGCUCUGCUCCCAUAUACUACGCCAUUCAAAGCAUGGCUGCGGCAUACCUCUCCAACCACUUUCCUCGCAUGUCACCUGUCGGCGUGCAGAUGCAAAGAGAGACCUAUAGAUAUCUGUACCAGGUCCAGCAAGGGGUCAACCAAAAUGAGAACCUUGACAAGACACUUCUAACUGUAUUGUUGAUUGGCCAGACCACUGCCUGGCAUGAUCCAAAGGAUCUUGGCCUCGUCCACCUGAAGACAGCCAAGCGUCUGAAUCGGCGUAGAAUUGAGCAGCAAAUGUCACAGGCAACUGGGACUACUAUUGACACCAGAAUCAAACGUCAGAAUGCAUUUUUCGAGCAAUGCAUCUUGUACUGGGAUAUGCUUGCAGGGUUCGUUGAGGAUGAUGUGGAUGAAUUUGGUUUUGGCGAUUUUGGUAACUUUGAAUCGGCCAGUUUACCCGGAGACGACGCAAAUGGAUCAAGUGAUGCCAAGGAAAAUAUCUUCCCCCAUCCUUGGACAGGUGUAGCUCCCAAAGUACAAAGGCUGUUUGCCCAGGUCGGCCGUCUGAUUCGAAGUUAUCGCAAGUCCAUUGCUGAGGACGCCGCAUCGUUAGACUUUCUCUCCUUAGACGUUGGGUUCGACAUUCAGUAUAGUCAAGACUCUGCCACUACGAUCGAAGCCAUAGCGAAAGCACAAAGUCUAGAAGAAGAACUUCUAGCUUUCGAACCACCAUCAGUAUCCAACCUGGUGGAUGCAGGCGACGAAAACACACCCGUUCAACAAUACAUUCAUCUCGCAGAAGCGUAUCGCUGCGCCGCGCUCCUCGAAAUAUAUCGCAUCUUUCCCUCGGUCCUCCUCCGGCGUGUACCUUUAACCAACACUUCCCUCGCAUCCUCCAGCAACGAUGCAACCCAACAAGCCUUCGACUUCCUCCUAAUGCCUUCAUCCCAACCACCAGAAGAAUUCCUGAUCUCGCUCGCCCUUCAUACCAUCUCUCUCCUCGAGAAACUCCCUCCAAAUUCCGGGACACGCUGUCUCCAACCCAUCGUGAUCAUCGCUGCUGCCACCGAGCUCCGUUUCUCACCGGCGUCGAUACCUGACCCGACGGCGCCAUUUGCAUCUGGCAGCUCGGUCUUCAACAGUCUUACUAUGCGGGAGGUCGAUAUCGCCUCCGCGCGGCGUUUUGUCGUCACCAGACUUCAAGAAUUCCAACUGUCGUUGCCGGCGAAACCGGUCGUCAUUGCGUUGCAGCUGAUUCAGGAGACGUGGGCAAGGGCGGAUAUGGGACAGGAUAUGUACUGGAUGGACGUCAUGGCUGAGAUGGGAUGGGCGUCGAUAUUCGGAUGA